CGGAUCCGAUCGCCUUACCAUUCAAGCACGCUCCUUUCCCUCCCUCCUGCUUUGUUUCUUCUUCUUCUUCUCUCUCUCUUCUCCGCUCCCCCAUCGCCCCAAACCCACACUCUAGCCCUAGCCCAAGGGGAGGGCUCGUGCCCAAGAGCUCUCCGCCCGCGACGAUGUUGACCAACGCCGCCGUCCGCCGCUCGUCGUCGGCCACCGCGAAGCGCCCCACGACGGCGGAGAAUGCCGGGGGAGCCAAGGACAAGAAGCGCGUCGCGCUCGGAAACAUCACCAACGUCGCGGCGGCAGGGGGGAGGGCCGCCGGAAACGGGAAGGUCGCGGCCCCGGCGGGCACCACGAAGUUGAAUUCAGCUACCUCUGCUGCACCUGUUAAGAAGGGAUCUUUGGCAUGUGCUCGCAGUGUGAGCUCCACUCGGGGUUCUGCUGUGAAAUCGGCUUCCACCAAGCCAGCUCCAGCCAUAUCUCGCAAUGAAAGCACGAUGCAAAAGCACAAUGUUCCUCCUCCUAAAGUGCCCACCAUUGUGCAUCUGCCAAAUGCGGUGCCUGCCAUUGCACCGUGCACCAGCUUUGUGUCUCCUGCACGCUCAGGAGACUCACUUUCCGUUGAUGAGACGAUGUCGACUUGUGACUCUAUGAAAAGCCCUGACUUUGAGUACAUUGAUAACGGAGACUCCUCAAUACUGGCUUCAUUGCAUCGACGAGCAAAUGAGCACCUACGUAUCUCAGAGGAUAGAGAUGUUGAAGAAAAUAAGUGGAAGAAGAAUGUCCCUGCCCCAAUGGAAAUCGACCGUAUUUGUGAUGUUGACAGUGACUUCGAGGAUCCGCAGUUGUGUGCCACUCUUGCUUCUGAUAUCUACAUGCACUUGCGAGAAGCUGAGACCAGGAAAAGGCCGUCAACUGAUUUUAUGGAAAUGAUUCAAAAGGAUGUAAACCCAAGCAUGAGGGCUAUUUUGAUAGACUGGCUUGUGGAAGUUGCUGAAGAAUAUCGCCUUGUUCCUGAUACAUUAUACCUGACAGUUAACUACAUUGACCGUUAUCUUUCUGGCAAUGAAAUCAACCGCCAAAGGCUGCAAUUACUCGGUGUUGCUUGCAUGCUUAUAGCUGCAAAAUACGAGGAGAUCUGUGCACCCCAAGUAGAAGAGUUCUGCUACAUAACUGACAAUACAUACUUAAGAGAUGAGGUAUUAGAAAUGGAAGCUUCUGUCCUGAAUUACCUGAAGUUUGAAAUGACUGCACCUACAGCAAAGUGCUUUUUGAGGAGAUUUGCUCGUGCUGCACAAGUUUGUGAUGAGGAUCCAGCUUUGCAUCUCGAGUUCCUAGCCAAUUAUGUAUCUGAACUAUCACUGCUGGAGUACAAUCUCCUAUCUUACCCUCCUUCACUAAUAGCUGCCUCAGCUAUCUUCUUGGCGAAAUUUAUACUCCAACCAACAAAGUAUCCAUGGAACUCCACCCUUGCUCAUUACACUCAGUACAAGCCGUCAGAACUAUGCGAUUGUGUAAAGGCACUGCACCGCCUUUUCAGUGUUGGUCCUGGGAGUAACCUUCCUGCAAUCAGAGAGAAGUACAGUCAACAUAAGUACAAAUUUGUCGCGAAGAAGCACUGUCCACCAUCAAUUCCUGCUGAAUUCUUCCGAGAUGCGACAUGUUAGACUAGAAGAAGCCCAGGAGUAGUUACAGUAGCUUACUGAAUUCUUCCUCUUGUGCCUCAAAUGCCCAGUUUCACCGCACACCUGUGGAGGUGGUUGGUUGAUGCAGGAGUGCUGGUGGUCCCUGUUGUUUCAGGUGAUUAGAAGAUUGUAGAUUCUAGAUGGAUGCUUUACUGUUUAUGGUCAUGUUAGGGCAUUGGUGUACGUUUUUCCCCCAUCUUCUCCCGGUUCCGCUGUUUUCUUCCUGUAUCUAGACCCAUGUAAUGCCAUAAUACUGGAGUCACAGUGACUUGAAAGCAUGGCUACCAAGUUGGGUGACCCCCAUGUUUGAUGUAUGAGAGUGUCGUUGCACUGCUAGGCUGAUAAUAAGAGCACCAGAUUUUAGCAGUGCUCAUUCUGUUUAUUUAAGAUAUGGAAAGGCUCUGUUUACCAUAAUCUUGGUAUGA
Phragmites australis (common reed) is the source of this 2101-nucleotide messenger RNA. RefSeq names its product cyclin-A1-2-like. Lineage: Eukaryota; Viridiplantae; Streptophyta; Magnoliopsida; Poales; Poaceae. The record is from RefSeq and is a predicted model, not a curated record. The coding region runs from base 165 to 1658 and encodes 497 amino acids. Gene Ontology annotation, molecular function: cyclin-dependent protein serine/threonine kinase regulator activity. Gene Ontology annotation, cellular component: nucleus; cytoplasm; cyclin-dependent protein kinase holoenzyme complex. Gene Ontology annotation, biological process: regulation of cyclin-dependent protein serine/threonine kinase activity; mitotic cell cycle phase transition. The transcript has 11 exons.